Molecule: messenger RNA, 2342 nt
Organism: Vitrella brassicaformis
Lineage: Eukaryota; Vitrellaceae
Source: the annotation of a GenBank genome assembly
AUGAUCCACAGAUUUACAAGCUCGCCAGAUUGCUCCUGGCCUUUUCCACAGUUUUGUCAGCACAGCAAAGGCACGGCAAAGGCCAGGGGGGAGCGGCGGAUAUCGAUGAUGUUUGACCUGAGCCACGAGGUGCACUUCUCGCAGGACGACUUGCACCCCUGCACGUGCGACGAGGAUUUCACACACAGGCUGCUCUUCCAGACCAACCCAUGGCUCAACAAGCACUUCACCUUCGAGAAACUGCUCGGGGCAGGUAGGUCUGCAAGCCUCAUCGAUGUGCGUCAGUCGUCUGUUUGCUUGACGCUGUCUUUGCUUCAGGUGCGUACGGUGUAGUGUACGCCGCGCUCAACAAGGCCCAUCCGGCUGCUCGUGUGGGCGAGAGGGUGGCCAUCAAGGCCAUCAACAAGCAGUAUGACAGCCAGCAGAACGAGAUCAAUACCGGCAUCGCUCGGACCACCAUUCGUACGUGAAGCAGCAGAGCAGAGAGGAGGGGGGAGGGGCGACCAGCCUGUGUGUUUGUGUGUUUUUGUCUGUGUGUGUGUGUGUGUGUUUGAGUGUGUGUUUGAUUUUCUCCGUUGCAGGUGAAAUUGCGCUUCUCCGCCACAUCUCUGACCACCCCCACGUCGUGUCGCUGCUCGACAUCCACCUCACACACGGCGACGGACCACAGACCUUCCUGCUCUUCGGUAGGCAGAGUGCCUCUUCUCUCACACAGAGAUUCGCUCAUGUGUGGAGGGGUGUGAGUGGACGUGUUGGUUAUGUAGAGUACUGCGACACGGAUCUGCGUGAGUACAUGGAGAGCUGCGACGGUCCGCUGCCCUUUGCCACCGUCCGACGCCUGGCAUACGAGCUGCUGCUGUCCGUCGCAUACCUACACUCCAAUGGCGGUACACCUGCAGAAGCAACGCGACAGCAGCCGAGUGGAGUGGAUAUGUGUGUGUGGUCUUAUUGUGGCUGGCAGUGAUGCACCGAGACCUCAAGCCGAGGGUGGCAGAACGAAAGAAUGGCUACGUUUAUUGGUCCUUGUGAAUGGAUGGAUUGACGCAUGAAUGCAGAACUUGUUGUUGCUCGGCGAUCGCCUUGUGGUUGCGGACUUCGGCCUGGCCAAGAUGAUCCACCCGCCAAUUGCCAAGAAACUCGAAACAUCUGUGGUGGGAUGGGGUGUGUAGACAACAAAGGGCGACUGGGUGGCGUGGCAUGUGUGAAGGGUCUGUCUUCUCUGUCUGUAGGUGACGCUGCCCUACAGGGCGCCAGAGCUGCUCCUUGGCGCCAAGACCUACACCUGCUCCCUCGACAUCUGGUGGGUUUGUGGGCACAUCCCACCUCACUCUAUGUCUCUCCGUGUGUGGCUAGGUCUGUGGGUUGUAUCGUCGCCGAGCUGUUCACGGGUGUGCCCCUCUUCCUCAAGGAACGAGCACUCGAGGUUCUCUUCGACAUCUACAGCAAGCUCGGCACGCCCACACCCGACACAUGGCCAGGCGUCGACCAGCUACCACACUACAGCACGGUGAGACAGAGAGAGGGAGGGAGGGAGGGAGGCAGGGGGAGAGAGAGAGACAAGCAACCAGAGAGAUGCCUUUAUGGCGGCCUUUCUCCUUCAGAAGCAUCCCCAAUACCGUCGCGACCCUUUUGAGGGCAUCCGUCAGGCGAUGGAGGAGGCCCACAUCAUGCAAUACCACGGGUGGUUCGCUGACAUCACCGACACUCAAUUCGACCUGCUGGUGGAUCUCGUGUCGAGGUGGGGAGACAUAGAUGUGGUGGGUGGAGAGAGGGAGAGGUGGGUGACACACGUGUGUGUGUCUGUGUGUGUGUGUGUGUCAGUAUGGUCAGGUGCAGCCCCGCCGACCGUGCCGGUGCCGUAAACCUGCUCACUCACGAGUUCUUCGGUCAGCUAGAGAGAUAUUGAUUGAGUAUGCCCUUUGCCCACGUCGUGUCUCCUCCUCUCCAUGUAUGCAGAUGGCCUCGACAAGUUGCCCUGCCCCACAACGUUCUACCAAACGUCAUCGGCUGUACCCCACCCCCACCCCCACCCACACCCGCACCCGCACCAGCUGCCGCCCUCCCUCACCAAGGCCACAGAGCAUGACGACGACGUCUGUGUGCGUGCGUCCAAGCGCAUCAAGACGAGCGGCCCUGCCGCAGACGCUGCGUAUGUGCGAGCAUCGAAGCACAUCAAGACGACUGUUCCUGCAGCAGAGCGUGUGGCGAUGGUGGAUGGAUGAGUUGAUGUGGGUGUAAGUGGGUGGAGGAAUGCUGCGUGUUUGGAUGCGUGUGGACCCACAAUGUGCUGUGGGUGACUAGACUGGACAGUUAGACAUGCAUCGCACAUCAACGUGUCUGUG